AGUCUAAUCAUUCAACAGGUCAAUUCAUUACCCUUAAAAACGUGCAUUAAACAAAUUAGUAUUACACUGAAUGAUUCGGUUAGGGCAGGCGGUGCAAUUUUACUGUGAAAGAUCGAGAUAGAGCUUUUGAUGGUGGGAUAACGCUUACAAGGAACGACGUGCUCGUUCGCAGAUUUCCGAAAGGCUAUCAAGAACAACUGAACGCUACGAAGCUAGAAUGCCCUAAAAUUAAGAUCGAGAUGCCAUCGUGUCUCUACCGAAGAUUCCCUACUUUAAGAUUUUUAAUUAAGGAGUGCUAAUUGAAAUUAGUGGGGGGUUAUUGCAAUAGGAACGCUCCGUUUUUAGAGAUGUCUACAUUUAAAAGAGAUACUCACUAGAGGCCCUUAAGGAAAGGGGGCCGAUAAAACUUAUCUUUUCAAAAACAUAGAAACUUCCGUUUCAUAUAGCAUAUUUGUAAGCAAAUAGUGCUUUAAGUUUAAUCAUGGCAAAGGUUUUCAUAAAUCGUUUGGAACGUUUUCCCAGUGUAGAUGCUAUACGCAAAUCUCGGUUCAUCGAACUCAUUGUCUUAUCUUGGAAAACAGCUGCAGUAGGCAGUUUGAUCUUGAAAAUCUUAAAAGAUUUCCAUUGGCCCAAUCGUAUGUGGGUGGUAAAGGGAGGGACACUUAUAAAUAGCACGAUAAGUGCAUUCCCUAGUGAAGGGCAUGACUGCUGGGUAGGAAUGUCCACCAGUUUUGGUCUGUGCUUAUAAUUCGGCAAUAUGUUUGUCUGGAGUUUCGAGCAAGUGAUAAGGCUUAUCCGAUUAUGUCGUCUGAACAGGAAUGCCAUUAGUAUCUCGGCAUUUUUCAUAAGAAUUUUAAGCAAAGCCAAGGUUGGGGGACGCGCAUGAGAUGGGUCACGAAUCCAAAUCCCACGUACCCUUUCAUACAUCAACAAGGAGGCUCUUGUAAGGGUAGAGUGAUUAGUAACAAACCUUUGCCUCGAAGGUUUUUAAAGUAUAACUGAGAAUUCUCUUUCGAGCGCAGUGGAUCACCAGAUUUUCCCUAGAGUAGGUUUAAGAUUGACUUGACGCUACAACACUUCAUCUAGCAAAUCGACAUCUUCCGUUCUAGCUGCAACCCACGCUAGGCCAAGAUCAGUUCUUUGCUGUGGCCCGGAUUGUUAACUGAUGGGAAUGUUAUGUUAUUUUGUUGUUACGGUUAUUGUUCUUAUUGGUCUACGUAAAAUACGUUCAUUUACGAAACAGCAUACUUGUGUAGAUUUGAAGUCAAUCAACGACAGUAGUCAUCUGUACAGUUCAGCAACUUAAUCGUAUGAAAACGUCGUCAAAAACGUAACGGACGGAUUGAUUGAUUCAUUGACAAAUGACAAAACCGAUUGCUUGGAACAAGACAGUUCUGCGCCAUACAUCAUGUUGAUAUGCCUCUAUGUAUUUUCGCAUGUUUUAACUGACAGAUAACAUUAUAAAUAAGUUGAAAAAAGAAAUACCAGAAUACCUCUCAGGUAAUAUAAGCCCAAGUGUAUAAUUUCAAGGCAAAGCAAACAAUUUCAAACGAAAAAAAAAAACAAAAAAAAACUGACGAUGACAUUUGAGUAAUUUAUUUCCGGUCAUAGUGAAAUGAGCGAGGCAGCAACCAAGUCUACGUGCAAAAAUGCAGCCAUAAUAUUUGCUUCGCUUUUCUUCAGCGUUAUAAGCAGCUUAGGUUUCCCAGAAUAAUCAUAUUUACUUUUCAAACGCAAUAACCACGACAGGAAAUUACUAUGUCCGAGCAACAAUCACAAAAUUAUUGCAUCAAUAAUGAAAGCGACAUUUCGGUUUUCGACUAAUUACUCUACAAAGAAUGAAAUAUAUUAAGAAUUCAAAAAGGAACCGACGCUUUUGUAUCAAAAUAUUCUAUUGAUUAUUGAAGCAAAGAUUUUGGAUUUAAUCCAUGGCACAGUUUUUGCUCUUUCAAGGAGGUGCUGUUCACUUGCCGGCCUACCAUGCGAGGAGGGUCGGAAUCUUCUUUCCCUUCAGGGUAUUGCCGGCUUCGAUGUAAAACAUUUAUUUCACAAAAUGAUUCUUCUUUUCUUUGGAAGUGCGAAGAGCACUGCGAGACAAGAAAAACAGUAAGGAAUAACCUUAAAUUCUCGUGAGUAAGCUACUUUUGCUUUUUCCAUCCCCCUGGUUCUAUGAUCCUGACCACUAAAUCCGUCUAUUUGACCGCGUGAGAGAGAAACUACAAUUUGCGAAACACGUGAUGAACACAGUAACAAACGGCUGUUAAAAUUGCUAAUCGCUUACAAAUACCCCUUGUUUGUACUAAUCCGAGUACCCAAUAGAUUUCAAGAAAGGAUUUUGCCACAUAUCCUUGAAAUCUUCAAGAUGAUCCUCUUUCUUUGGCGGCAUUUAUUUUUUGUCUUCAACGCACUAUCUCUAAUUACAAAUUAAAGAGCAAGCGAUUCAGCUGCUGUAAAGUGUACUUUUGUUAUCGAGUUGACCAAUCACUUCGGAGCAUGUUUUUCAAGAGGGGAACAGAAAAUAUCGGUACGGAUACAUGACGAGUCACUCUGGGUUCGUGCGUUGCUUGGAAAUGAUUACAGUGCCUUUUAAAACCGGAAAAAAAAUAUAACUGAACUUUAUUCCCCCGCUGGUUUCGAGUCAAUUAUUUCACGACUUAUGCAAAACAAGCCUCUUCCUCUGGUUAAUGAAUUCGAUCUACUUACUGUACAACCGGUUCAUUCAAACUGGACAAGGCUUUGUAUAUCUUUAAUCAAUCUUAAUUGCUCUUUAGUAUAUUUCAAAGCAAUGGACAAGAAAGCAAAUAUUAUCCCAUGUUUAUCUGACUGCCUAGCGCCAACAAGCGGUUGGUUGGUUUUCUUUUCCAAAGUGCAAUUAAGAUUCAUUUCCUAUCUCAAUGUUUAUUGUAGAUUGCUCAAUAAUUGGUUUUCAGGAUCGAGAAGCUGCACGGAAAGUGAUGCGAAGUAUCAAGUACAGAACCAAAUAUCGGUGAGAGUAUUUCAAUAUUUGAAUGAGUCUCGAGGUGGAAAAAAAACCGAGAACUAUAAACAGAAAUAUAUUUCAGUGGAUCCUUGGUGCACUUUAGAAGCUGUCUUUUUAUUGCUUUUUAAUGAGCUCUCCUGGGACGCAACAAAAAUAUUCAUAAAGGAAGAUAAAGUAACUGCAUUGAAAUUAAUUUUGCUUUGCACUCUGCGAGAGAAUAGUAAACUAACAAAGAUUUAAGGCCAACAACACUGAAGAUUCGAUUAAUACGACAGAACGAAGAACAGCCUGGAUAAUACGAGUGCCUGAGGGUCCAGCAAUGGUUUAAUGGCGUACAAACUCUGAAGCAAAUCAGCUCUUUACGCAAAGCUGCGCACAGAGCUGAUAUAUUUAACAACUCAACACAAGGGAAAAGCAAUUAUUGAAGACAGCGUCGCAUCAAAAGCGGCCGACUAGAACAUGGCCGGGACGGAAGAGAAUGUCUCUGUGGACAUCUAUGUGGUUGUUUCUCUCAGCAUCCUUUCAGUUUUUAUCGUUCUAUCAAACCUCUGUGUUUGUCUCUUGGUGUACUUAAAGAAAGCCUUACGAACGAACACGAAUUGGUUGAUGGUAUCUCUUGCUGUGUCGGACAUAUUAACAGGAGGAGUUUUAUUGCCCGUGUACCUCACCGUUACUACGGUUGUCACAAAUUAUUUAGUGUGCCUCAUAUUGCUCUGGGGUGUCGCCAACCUAUGCGCUGUAACUUGCGAUCGAUAUAUUGCUAUACUUAAGCCGCUGGAAUACCCUUAUCGAGCACCAAAGAUUCUCAAAAGAGCUCUCAUACUUUCGUGGCUGCUUCCAAUCAUUUACGCUUUGCUUCCCUUGUUCUGGGACACGAAUGCAGAUCUCAAAAUUCAUAAAGCUUACAUGGUGUGCUUGGAAUUUUUUGGCGUCGUUGUACCUUACAUCUUCAUUACUUUUGCCUACAUGCGAAUAUUCAAGCAAGUUCAACGAAGUUUUACAAUGAAAAAGAACAUGGAAUCUCUGAGAGUGCACAAGAGUGAGCGAAGACGAAUAUCCUCGGACGCCAAAGUGGCCAAAGUUUUCUCCAUAGUUGCUUCAGCUUUCCUACUCUGCUGGCUGCCAAUCAUCUGCAUAACAACUGCAGAUAUUAUAAAUAAGUAUGACGAAAUUCCUCAUGCUCUGUUAAUCGUUUCCUUCUUCACCAUAGCGACCAGUUCAUUGGUGAAUCCACUUAUGUACGCUUUUCUAAAACCAGAUUUCAAGCUGGCUAUUCGGACCUGCUUUCGCAGGGGCGCUCGCACUAAUACGGGGUCCACCAUUCGCAGUCUUCCAUUGGCUUCUUUGACCGCCGUUGGAACAGGAGGCAAAUAUGAAAAUAGCUUAACAGUUCCACUAGAAAAAACAGAGGACAACUCAUCAAAAGAAAAUUCAGGUUCCAUGGAAAACUCAUUCCAAUGUUCCAUAAACUGCAAAUGAAUCAUUCCACAAAAGUCGCGAUACAAAUUAUCUAGCACAGGAAUAUUUGUUGUGUGCUCUUUGUGUAUCGUAUGAGUCACUUUUUCCCGGCUUGUAUUACCAAUUAUGCCAUUGCAAUCACUUUUAUCUGCUUAUCCACCACUGGCUAUUUAUUAUCGCCUGUGAAUCAGUUUACUUAUAGUAGAAUCGCGAGUCAGUCGCACUACCACUUUAUUCGUUGUUCUAUUUCGGCCAGUUUAUUCGUUGUUCAUGGCUACUUCUGGUAGUUAAAAAACGUGCAAGGAUAUGGCUAUGUAAUACAGUUUAGGUGUGCAUAAAGUUCUACGAUAGGAAAAGCAUUACGUUUUAAGCUUCUCUGAGCUACCAAUAGGAUAGCUUUUGUAACAAGGAUUAACUCAAACUCCGUUGAAUCCAGUCUUUUUCGAGUUUGUUUCUAUUAAAAUUUUGCAUUAACAAAUCAAAAAAAAUAUAAAGUAAAGAAUUUCAGUGUCAUUUGAUUAGUAGAGGUAAGGAGUUCCUUUGGAAGCCAAAAGGGCUUCCAACAGGAUUUCCACGGAAAUUUCCAAUUUUUAGAGUUAAAACCGGCGUUCAUUAAAUCUGUAAAAAUAAGAUUGAUUCGGUGUCUGAGGCCUAUUCCAUUUAUUUGCUCGAGGUCUUACGACAACUUCCGUCUUGACCUACCUAACAUAGAACAUGGUAGCAUAAAGCCAAAUUUUCGUAAUUUUUUUAAUCAGUAAAAAUAUCAAGACAUGCUUCCUUAUUGCUUUGUCGAUCAUUAAGCAUCAUUAAGCUUCUGAGAAGAUUUAAAUUUUCGGCUAAGGUGAUAGUAGAGAGGAGAUGGUUUUGGUUUGAUUGAUUGUUCGGCAUUGACAGACAUUUGUCUGGUCGAAAUUGCUGCAGUUGUCGUUAGCUAAAAACAUUGGCUCCAAUAAUGCACAGCGGCAUCAUUUACAGACCAACAUGGGCUACUUUAGUUAUUUUUAUCCGCCUCAGUUAUUCCUACUUUUAUAUUUUCUAUUCAAUAAUUGUUAGUGUGCACGGAAUUUGCCGGAUAGGAAAAUGAAAACGUAAAUAAAUAAACAAACAAACAAGCAAAAAAAAAAAAAAAAAAAAAAAAAAA
Messenger RNA from Orbicella faveolata, 5579 nucleotides. Its product is annotated as octopamine receptor beta-2R-like. Gene Ontology annotation, molecular function: G protein-coupled receptor activity. The record is from RefSeq and is a predicted model, not a curated record. Gene Ontology annotation, biological process: G protein-coupled receptor signaling pathway. Gene Ontology annotation, cellular component: plasma membrane. NCBI's taxonomy places the organism in Eukaryota, Metazoa, Cnidaria, Anthozoa, Scleractinia, Merulinidae.